This is a messenger RNA of Paramuricea clavata, 1002 nucleotides long. NCBI's taxonomy places the organism in Eukaryota, Metazoa, Cnidaria, Anthozoa, Malacalcyonacea, Plexauridae. The record is from the annotation of a GenBank genome assembly.
AUGUCUGGCAUGUUGCCUUUGGUAGACUUUCCCACUAGAGGGCAAGCAAUUCUUGAUAACUGUUAUACAAAUAGACCGGAACUUUUCAAUAAAGCAUACCCAUUGCCUAUACAAAUGAAAACAGACCACUUGGGAGUCAUAAUCCCGGCAGGAAUAAAAUUGAAGCCCCUCCGCACUAAAAUCAGCUUUAGGGACAACAGAGCACAGAAUAAAGUCAAAUUUCAAAAGAAGCUUGCCGAGAAAAGUUGGUCUGAAGUUACGUCAAUGGAAACAGUUGAAGAAGCAACUAAAGUAUUGGAGAACACUAUCCACAAUAUGAUAGAUCAAUGUUUUCCAAAGAAAACAGUUACUCUUUCCACUCGUGACCCUCCAUCGAUGUCUCCACUCUUAAAGUACUUAAUAAGAAAAAGAUCAAAGGCUAAGUCAAGGAGAAAGCUAUCUAUUGCGGCAGAAUUAAGAGAACGAAUAUCUGGAAUAAUUUCACAUAAUCGAACAAAAAUGACAAAGUCCGAGUGUACUGGUACAAGCCAAUGGUGGAAAAACGUUGACUUUUUGUCACAUAGAAGAAAUCUAGCACAUAUUAUACUUGACAACGAGUUCAAAGAAAACUUGAACGAUUACUUUGGAGAGUUAUGUUGGGAUAGAGACUAUAUAUAUGAACAGUCAACGUUGAUGGAGAGAGAUUCAAUCACAAUAAAAGCUCCUCAGCUUAGCAUAACCCAGGUCAAGAACGCUUUGUUGAAAAUGAUGAAAACUGCAACAGGCCCUGAUGAAAUCCCAUUUUGGGUAUGGAAAGAAAAUGCUGAUGUAUUUGCACUUGUUAUGACCAAGAUUUGGAAUGAAUCUCUUUCUACAUCCACAUGGCCUACCUCUUGGAAAAUUGCUCAUAUAGAUCCUUUACCAAAGGAAUAUUGUGAAUUUAGAGGUAUAAACGUCACACCUGUGAUUGGACGAUGCUUCGAAAGAACGAUUUAUCAUUAUCAAAAAGUAAAAGAUCUUUAG